GAGUGGGAUGUGGGCUUGGAUGUGGGCUGUCCCAGUCACGCAGUCGGGAUACGGGCUUUGUGUGCGCAGGUUCAGGCUCAAACCCUACGGCCUCUCCGCCGCUGCGCUCCUGUCGGACUGGUUUGGCUUUAGCGACACUUCAGUCUGACAGACAGGCAUAGUCUUGUACAGGCUGGAGUCACUUGUCACUUGAGUUCGCGAAACCUUUGGAUAAACGUCGUCGCACUGAUUCGCUUUAGUUUUUCGCAGGACCUGUAGACGAGGUGUGGUUGGAUCCAGUCGGGAUUAAAGCUUCCACUUGUUAUUCGUCACACAGAGGGGCUAACAGGGCUAGCUGACAAUAACGCAACGCUUGGCUGCUAGCCUCCAACAGCAAAUUGUGACAGUUUCUCCCAUUGGUACGACACAAAGAUCUCCAGCAUGCUGCAGUGAGGUAUGCUCAGAGUGUUUGUCUUCAUGAUGGCGUUGUUGGGGGUGCAGGGGUGCGAGCGCACGGGGAGCUGUCCGACACUGGCCCCAAACACCACAUCCAAAGAAUACUGUUACUCUGCCCGCAUCCGCAGCACUGUGCUCCAGGGGCUGCCCUUUGGAGGAGUGCCCACUGUCCUUGCAUUGGACUUCAUGUGCUUUUUGGGGCUGCUGGUUGUGUUUUCAUUCUUGAGGAAAGUUGCAUGGGAUUAUGGUCGACUCGCUCUGGUUACAGACGCCGACAGACGAAUGGACCAGCGAUACAGUCGCCUGGAUGAUCGGGAAUACGUGGCCUCUACCGUCACUCCUGAAGCAAAUGAAAGAUAUGAAAGGCUAACCUCAGUCUCUAGCUCAGUGGAUAUUGACCAGAGAGACACAGGUUUCUGCUCAUGGCUCACGGCUAUUUUCAGAAUCAAGGAUGAUGAGAUCAGGGACAAGUGUGGGGAGGACGCCGUGCACUACCUGUCCUUCCAGCGGCACAUCAUCGGGCUGCUGGUCGUGGUUGGAGUGUUGUCGGUGGGAAUCAUUCUGCCAGUCAACUUCUCUGGAAACUUACUUGAAAAUAAUGCCUACAGUUUUGGGCGAACCACUAUUGCAAAUUUGGAUGCAGAUGAUGCACUACUUUGGCUACACACUAUCUUUGCCUUCCUCUACCUGUUACUGACUGUUUACAGCAUGAGGCGGCACACCUCCAAGAUGCACUACAAAGAAGAUGAUUUGGUAAAACGCACUUUAUUUGUGAAUGGAAUAUCAAAAUAUGCAGAAGAGUGGGACAUAAAGCAGCAUUUUGAACAAGCUUAUGAAAACUGUGUCGUACUAGAAGCACGCAUCUGUUACAACGUGGCCCGGCUCAUGUACUUGUGCACUGAAAGGAAAAAAGCAGAGCGCAAUAAGAAGUUCUUUAUUGACCUGCACAGUAAGGAGCAUGUCCAUACCAUGAUCAACCCCAAGCCCUGUGGACACCUCUGCUGUUGCAUCAUCAAGGGCUGUGAACAGGAAGAAGCAGUGAGCUACUACACAAAACUGGAGGCGAACUUGAAAGAGGAUUACAGAAAGGAGCGAGAGAAAGUGAACAGUAAACCACUGGGCAUGGCUUUUGUCACCUUUCAAAAUGAGUCCAUAACUGCUCUAAUCUUAAAGGAUUUCAAUGCCUGCAAGUGUCAUGGCUGUUAUUGUCGCAGAGAGCCAAAGAGUUCAAACUUGAGCACCAAGCUUCACACUCACAAUUGGACAGUCACUUAUGCUCCACACCCUCAAAAUGUCUACUGGGAGCAUCUGUCUGCAGGAGGGUUUUACUGGUGGGGCCGCUGCUUCGUCAUCAACUGCGUCCUUUUCCUGCUCCUCUUCUUCCUCACCACUCCGGCCAUUAUAAUUUCCACCAUGGACAAGUUUAAUGUCACCAAACCAGUGGAGUACCUAAAUAAUCCAAUUAUCACCCAGUUCUUCCCCACCCUCCUUCUGUGGUCCUUCUCUGCGUUGCUUCCUACUAUUGUUUACUACUCAGCCUUUUUCGAGGCUCACUGGACACGAUCUGGGGAGAACAGGACCACAAUGCACAAGUGCUACACAUUCCUCAUCUUCAUGGUCUUGUUACUGCCCUCUCUUGGACUCAGCAGCUUGGACGUUUUCUUCCGCUGGCUCUUUGAUAAACGUUUUCUGGCAGAUGCUAAAGUCAGAUUUGAAUGUGUGUUCCUUCCUGAUAAUGGAGCCUUCUUUGUGAACUAUGUGAUUGCCUCUGCAUUCAUCGGUAACGCCAUGGACCUGCUGAGAAUCCCCGGUCUCCUGAUGUACAUGAUCCGUUUGUGUUUGGCUCGAUCAGCGGCAGAGCGCAGGAAUGUCAAGAGGCAUCAAGCGUAUGAGUUCCAGUUUGGCGCGGCCUAUGCUUGGAUGAUGUGUGUCUUUACUGUAGUGAUGACCUAUAGCAUCACCUGCCCCAUCAUUGUUCCCUUUGGGCUUAUGUACAUGCUGCUAAAACACCUAGCGGACAGAUACAAUAUGUACUAUGCCUAUCUGCCUUCAAAACUGGACAAGAAGAUCCACUCUGGGGCUGUUAACCAAGUUGUGGCUGCUCCCAUCCUCUGUCUCUUCUGGCUCCUUUUCUUCUCCACUGUUCGAUCAGGUUUUCCAGCAGGGACUUCCAUGUUCACGUUUGUAGUUUUGAUCAUCACAAUCAUCAUCUGCCUCUCCCACGUUUGUUUUGGACACUUUAAAUAUCUCAGCGCUCACAACUACAAGAUUGACUCCCAGGACGUGGACGGGAUGGAGAAUGGUCGCUCUAUGGACCAUGCAGAAACUGCCAAGGCAGCACAGCAGAUGUACAUCGCACAGGUGCUUCAGGACCCAAAUUCAGAGGAGGGUGGUUCAGGGAGUGCUGACGAUGGCCAGGGCUCCUCGCAGGACGAGGAGAUGAUCAACCAAAAUGGCCUGAAUGAGGACUUCCAAUCAGGGGAGGACAGCCUGAUUGACAAUGAAGUUCGGCACUGACACAGCUGGGGACAGAAGCUUAACCUGAGGAAUGCACUGAUUUUAUUAAUUUGAACCCAUGGGUCUCCAAAGCAUCUCAACGUCCAAUGAGGGACACUAACAGAAGCACAUACUAAGGACUUAACGGACAAGUUCUCCAUUGGGUUUCAUUGUACCCUCAUCGUGUUUGUUCACAGGGAGUUUCACCCCAUACCAUGAGAAGGCAACAUUUUUCUGAUAUGAAAGACACUAAUGCACAAAUGAAGAAAUGUUUGCCAUGACUGUUCGAGGAAGCGAUCUAUUUCUUUAGUACUUGAACGUUGACUGGUCCCAUGAGCUCGGGUUUCAUUGAGGUACUGUAGUCCACCAUGCCUUCAGGUCCAAAACAGGACUCCAGUCUCCUCUACUGUCUGCUUAGAUGCUAUUGUAACUUCAUCAAGAGGAGUUUUUCACACUAGAUGAGCGCUUAGUCAGGGCAAAUACUCCGAAAACGGUUCUUCCAGUUUCAGAAAGGCCUUGUUAAAACAUGAACGUUCGCUACUAACACUCCUAGACCGUGUACAGCUAAAGAACUGUAAGAUAACUCUUGAGGACUUAUUUAUUUGUAGGCAUGUGUAAAUGCUACCUGUCUAGGUGUAACUCUUAAUUGUGGAAGAGUAAUACUUCAAACCGUGGCACACUACAUUAAUUUGGGACUGCUGUAGGACUGCUUCUCCUCCUGUAGGGGGCACUCCUCACAAGGACACCAUGGAGAACUCUCUUGUGGUUGUUUUCAAACUGGAGUAAGUCUGUUUUUUACCCUUUUUUAUUUGUUUGUGUGUUUACAUCUUCAAGUAAAAAUCGCACACUUGACUAAAAGGGGGUCACUCAUAGUUUAAGGACUGAGUAUGUGUUGCCUAUCACACAGCCCUCUGACUUAUGUUUUUAUAGGCACUUAAUCAGCAAAAAGCAAAAAACUAAACAUUCAUCAUUGCCUAUAUUUAGCCAGUGCUCUCUGUCCUGAGCUAAGAUUAUCUAGCAAAGAUAUGCACUUUUUAAACAUACUGAAUUUUAGACAAAGUUGCACAACAAAGUGGUUACAUCAACUGAUUGGGUUUAGGGCAAUUAAAUGUUUUUAAUUAUAAUUAUAUUGUUUUUAUUGUGCUUUCCUUUGUCAAAUUAGGUUGAAGGUAUCCACACAAAAACUGUUAUAAAAUCUAUCUGUGCAACUAAGUUAAAGAUUCUGUCAACAUACAACCCGUUAUAAUCAAAUAUUGAAACAAAUUAUGAAAUUAGCCCGUAGGAUUAUUUUCAACUAACUCAGGAUGCCUGUACCUCCUCUAAGUUAACACUGAGUAUUCCCAAUAGUAGAAUGGCUUUUCUAAGGCAAAGUACCACUACUAUUUUUCAUUGUGGACCAGUUGAUGUUGACCGUAAAUGAUAAAUGACUUAAUAUCAUACUGCUGCUUUGAACUAUUCUGGGAAACGUGCACUAAUCCUACUUCUACUCAAAUGAUUGACACAUUUUGAUGAGCAACGACUUUGUGAAUUGGUGAACUGUCCAUAAUUUGUCCAUGUACUCCAUCUUGGGUGUUAUGGUCCUUCAUUUUCACCAUUGAGUCAGCUCUUCCUGUCCUGAUGAGUUGAUUUUAAUUUCUUUUUUAUACCUCUUGGUUGUUUUAUACCUCCUGAAAUAUUUGAAUGUGUCAUCAUGUCACAAUAACAUAGCUCCAGGGAACUGUUUAAUCUCAGAAAAUGGAUACAACAUCUGAAUGUAGAUUAACUCUUUGGUUACAUUGAAGUGUUAAAUCUGUGGCUAUUGAAAAACCUUUGUUUGUUACAAUUUCUCAUUUUGUCUGUUUGAUCUGUCCAUAAUAACCUUUGGAAACUUCAAUUAUGUAUUUUUCUUUUACUUCAAAUUUCUGAAGUUCUCAGUUUUUACAGUGUAUUCGCAAUGCUUAGUAAAAAUGCCUUUCUUUGCGUCUUAAGCUGUGCACUGUUAGAAUGUAUUGUAUGUGUGUUUUAUGUCUAAUUUAGUUUUACAUUACAUUCUGAUAGGAAGAGUAACACUAGUCUGCAUUCUAAAGGGCCAUCUGUUUGACAGAUCUGUUCUUUCCCCAAGCUCUUUACACAAUAAAUAUGUAUUUAAUCUUUAA
Messenger RNA from Boleophthalmus pectinirostris (great blue-spotted mudskipper), 5066 nucleotides. Its product is annotated as CSC1-like protein 2. The coding region runs from base 436 to 2952 and encodes 838 amino acids. The transcript is spliced from 24 exons. Gene Ontology annotation, molecular function: nucleic acid binding; calcium-activated cation channel activity. Gene Ontology annotation, cellular component: plasma membrane. Lineage: Eukaryota; Metazoa; Chordata; Actinopteri; Gobiiformes; Gobiidae. The record is from RefSeq and is a predicted model, not a curated record.